Molecule: messenger RNA, 913 nt
Organism: Nematostella vectensis (starlet sea anemone)
Lineage: Eukaryota; Metazoa; Cnidaria; Anthozoa; Actiniaria; Edwardsiidae
Exons: 2
Coding region: 60-899 (279 amino acids)
Molecular function (GO): S-adenosylmethionine-dependent methyltransferase activity
Source: RefSeq, a predicted model, not a curated record
CCCCCCCACCUUAACAAAAACAAUGCUCAUUGUACCUAGUCCCCCUCGUAGCAACCGUCAUGGCGAGCGAGGUCAAACUUGGAUCGAGAUUUACCGACAGUAAAACGUACGAAAAUGUACGACCCUCAUACACUCGAGAGCCUGUAGAGUUUCUUUUAAAGAAAAUAGGAGCUUUGAAUGAAGAUGGGACGCCUUGCAACCGAGAAUUCAAGAUUUUAGAACUAGGGGCUGGAACCGGGAAGUUCACUCGUGUGGUGAUGGAGGUCUUGGAAAAAAAUCCGAAUUUUCAAGUGAUCGCCAGUGAACCGCUUCCAGAAAUGUGUCAUAAGUUUAAAGAAGUUCUACCUGGCGUGGAGGUGAUGCAAUUUGCAGCGGAAGACAUCCCUUUUCCUGAUGCCACUUUUGACUCUGUUCUUGCAAGUUCUUCCAUUCACUGGUUCAGUAAUCACAAAAGCAUGCAAGAAAUACACAGAGUUUUAAAGAGUGCAGGGACCCUUGGGGUGGCUUAUAUCUUUCCUGCUGUAGGAUCAAGCCUGUGGAUUAAAGAAACCUUAGAAUACCUAGACCCAGUGUACAAAAGAAAUGGAAUCCUUUGGCCUGCAUUGCAUCAUAGCAAAGUCAUUGCACAAGUCCCUCUAGAUUUGUAUUUUGAAAUUGGAAGCAGUUGUUUUAGCACCAGUAGAAAUGUGAAUACCCAGAGCAUGUUCAGUUAUUUGUUAUCCUACAGUUCAGUGGCCUCACUUUCUGAAGAGGAGAAAGAGGCUUUUAAACUUCAUUACAAUAAAACUAUUGACAAGUAUUUUACAGCUACUGGAAAGCAACUUCAAAGUCUUGAAUUUGAUAUGCUGAUUAAUUGUUUUAAAAGAACUUCAAACGACAAAAGCUUGGUAUUAAAGUAACAAUGUUAAAGUAA